GUACGUAGAAGGCUAUCUUAGAAAGCACCAUAAGGAGCGGACAAAUUGUGCAAAGGGGUCGUGUUACUAGAACCGCUGGACCUUUGAGGAACUUACGAAGCCAGAAUGGCAGAGCCCCCAACGGAUCAGCCAAGCACAAAUGAUUCAAUAGACGCACGUAUUUUUGGAGCUGAUGGAGGACUGCGCCCAGACCAUCCUCUGCUGCGCCGUGCUCAGGAGGCACUCAGGUCGCAGUUUGAAGCCAACCGCACGCGAUUGCAGGAGGAGCUCCGGGAAAAGACGAAUGCAUUACAACAAGCGAAAACGAAACGUGAAGCCCUUGGUGUUGAGCUCUAUGGAUUCCAGCAAAACCUGGCCAAGCUGCAGCUGGCGCUGGAGCAAACCCACCAGAACUACCAAGUUAUUAACCGUACAAGGGAGCAGUGUGAGGAGCAGCUGCAGCAGCUGCGGCAGCAGAUGGCGCUGGAGGAGACGGACACCAAGGGCGAGCGGACCCGGGUGGAGAAGUUCCAGCUGGAGUUGGACCGACUGGGUGCGACUCUGAAGCAGGUGGAGGAGUACAACGAGGCCAUGAAGGGCGAGAUUGCCGUGACGCGGCGUGCAGCCUACGCGGCGGAGGAGGCGGUCCAGAAGCUGGAGAAGGCCAAGAUGGAGCAGGACUUCAGGAUCGACACGCUCCAAGAGAACAUGAAGAGCGCGCAGCAGCAGCUGGCGCUGGUGUCGGCGCAGCUGGAGGCGCAAAAGCGGGAGACGCGCGCCGCUCUGGAGACGCUGGCAGAGGCUGAGGCGGAGAUGGAGAACGUGCACUUUGAGAAGAAGCAGCUCGUGGCGCAAUGGAAGAGCAGCCUGCUCGCCAUCCAAAAGCGCGACGAGGCCUUGUCAGCCAUCCAGGACGGCAUGCGGGAGCAGCAGCAGCAGGAGAUGUCGCUCAUGCUGGAGAUCGAGGGCUACAAGAAGGACGUGGUGAAGGAGCAGCUGAAGCACGAGGCGCUCACGGCGGUGGUGCGCAAGGUGGAGGGAGACGCGGUGUUCGUGCAGAAGCAGAUCGAGGCGGCGCAGGAGCGGCAGGCUCGCCUGCAAGAGAUCCUGGCCAAGCUGGCCAAGUCGCUUGAGCACACGGAGGCGGAGGUGGCGCGAGUCAACACAGAGAAGAAGGCGCUGGAGGGCGAGGCGGAUGCGGUGGACCGCGCCAUCACCAAGGUGGCCGCUGAGAGCCGCAACAUCGAGGAGGAGAUGCUGGCGGCGCUGUCGGACCAAACCACUGCGGAGAAGGCCACCUCCAAGACCGCCUCCGACACCGUGGACCUGCGCAAACGCAUUCGCGCGGAGGAACUGGCGGUGGUGGAGACGGAGAACGAGUUGGCGAAGCUGCAGGUGGACAUCCUGAACACCGAGGCCCACAAUACCCGGCUGGCUGAGACGCUGGGUCUGCUGGACGAGGAACUGCGUGACAAGGGGCGCACAAUUGAAAAGUACGAGCUGGAGAUCAAGCGGCGAAACGAUGAGAUCGAGAAGAAGACGCGCGAGAUCGACAUCCUGAACCGAAGAUAUGAGCGCAUCCUGGACGCCCGCGGCACGGGCGAAGAGACGGGGCCGCUGGAGGCGACCAUCAAGAACCUGCAACGCGAGAUCGACACCAAGGCGCAGGAGAGCAAGGAGCUGCAGCGGCGCUGGAUUAACUACCAGCAGGAACUGGUGAGCCUCCAGAACGAGAACGGUGUGCUGACGGAGACGCUGUCGCGGCUGCGAGCAGAGCACACCGUGCUCUUCCAGAAGAAGCGGCGGCUAGAGCAGCAGCUUGAGGGCCAGGACAAGGCCAUCAAGGCCCUGGAGUCGGGCAUGGGUCGCCUGCAUGUGGACUUGCAGCGCGUGAACGGCCUCAUCGCCACCAACGCAGCUGCUCGCGCGGCUCUGGCGGAGGACAACUUCAACCUGGAGGGGCGGAUCAUGGCGGACCUGAAGCUGAUGGAGGAGGAGGCGGCACGGCUGAACAGCCAGAUUGAGGAGGGCCGCUCCACCAAGCGCGACACGCUGUCCGAGAUCGUGGAGGCCGAGCGGCAGAUUAUGCUGUGGGAGCGCAAGAUCCAGCUGGAGAAGGAGAUGGCGGAGGUGCUGGACCCCACGGUGGGGCAGGACGUGGUGGCGGAGAUGAAGAAGGAGAUCCACCGAAUGCAGCUGCGGCUGGGCGAGCUCAUGAGGCUGCAGGAGAAGCUGGUAUCCGACAUGGAGAAGGCGCUGCUCAAACGCGACAUCAUCACCGUCAAGGGCCGAGCCACGGUGGCCAAGGGCAAGGCCAGCGCCCCCAGCAACCUCGCGGGCAACAGCUCCCGCACCUCCCCCGCCAGCUCCGCCAUGUCGCCCCUCACACGCAACCAGCUGGAUAAGGCCACCACCGACCUCGCGCGAUCCAUCAAGGACACGGAACGCGAGAUCACUGCCACCGAGCAGCGCAUUUCGGUGCUGGAGCAGCAGCGGGCGGCGGUUUCGGAGGCGGUGGCCGCCACGGACGCGGCCUGCCAGCAGCUGCGGGGCAGCGAGGAGGUGUUGCGGCUGGAGACGGUGUCAGCGGUCAACAACCGCUACGGGCUGCUGCUGGCGACGGCGCGGGCGCAGCGGACGACGAAGCGACUAGAGGACCUGGAGUCGGGUCGCUACCGGCCCGUGGUGGAGGACCCGGGGGCGGUGGCAGCAGAGCUAGCCAAGGCGCAGGACAAGCUGGGUCGUGUGGUGGGGCUGCUUGAGAGCCUGAAGGCCGCUGCGCCGCAUCUGUCCGGGGAGUUAGACAAGGUGCUGUGCCACGUGGCGGAUGUGCGUGGGUGAUGCUGGGCGGGGAGUGGGAGCUGCAGUAGGGAAGAAGACCCUUGGAGGAGCUGUAAAUAGGGGAGUACUGAACACUGCCUGGGCAGACGAGGACACGUAGGGAGGGAGUGGAAGGAAAGGGUGAGGGACUAGGGGCCGGGGAGAUGGGGAGGAGCCGGAUGGGUGGAUGUCAGGUCACAACUUGACCAGGGGUUUGGGCUUGAAAGUAUUCUGGCAGGGAACCGUUGGGAAACGGACACGCGUGACCACGUUUGUAGCACGGCCGUGGGUAGCGAGCCGAACCUGUGAAGGAAACUUAUUGGGCUGUGGCACGAGAGUUGGGAUUUUGGAGUGAGCAGUCGGGGCAAUCUGGUGCUUUAAGGAGAUGCGAGGCCUCCUAUCUAAGCCGUCCAAAGCGGUGUAUAGGUGAUAGACUGGACAGACGGCACUGAUUGCUUCUCUGGGUAGAACUGAAAGGUUGGGAACACGGAAAGCACUGCUGAACUGCAAUUGUGGCAAGCUAUGCGUGAGCUGGUAAUGAUUGUGAUCUGAGUUUGUGGCAUUAAUAAUCCCCUUGUUUGUGGGAAUGGACCUGGGCAGGCUUGCAGGGCCAGCAGGCCUGUGAGCUCCCCAUAGUUUAUACGUGCUUGCUCUAUCUAUGGGUCGCUACUUUGCAUGAUAACUGAUUUAUAGCUUCUAGGUUUGGACUUGUCUGAGCCGGCGCGUUGGCUAGUGCAACCCCUAGCUCUGUACAUAGGGUUUGGGAAAUUUCGUAUGUACUGAUGUGAAGUGGGCGGUGGAAGUCAGCUAGCUGGCUGAACCCCUGAUGGGGGUCGCCGCGGGUGAUUUUGUUUUAGGGGUGUGGUACGGAGGAAGUUAGAAGGAAAGCGGUGGAAUGGGAUUCGAAAUCCGUAAAGGGGGUCAUACACUCCGUCGUGUUUUACGCCAG
Astrephomene gubernaculifera is the source of this 3748-nucleotide messenger RNA. Lineage: Eukaryota; Viridiplantae; Chlorophyta; Chlorophyceae; Chlamydomonadales; Astrephomenaceae. The record is from the annotation of a GenBank genome assembly.